CUUGUGAAUGUCCGCCAUUAAUUCCCGACACUGCAACCAAAAAACAAUAAAUUUAAAUUUUCUUUUCCGGUCAAUUUUGUCAUACUCUAUAUUCACCAAUAACCAAUAUCCUCUCCUCUUCUUCCACUCUAUCAAAUUCUCUGUCUACAAAUUUCUCGAAGAUUCGAUUCUUUUCUUCAUCUGAGCUAGUCUAAUCGUUUGUUGUACUAUAUGCUUCCUAGAAAGAGACCUUUGGAAGGCGAAGCUGUUAAAGAAAGUGAAUCGGAAAGCGUUUUGAAGAAGAGUCGUCUCUGUUUUUUCGCCGAUAGUAAGAAUAUUUGUGUAGGAAGUGGCAGUGGGAGUCAAGAGACCAACAUUGACGGAACCAAAAGUGUUAGUUUAGAGAACAGAAACAGUAACGACAGCUGCACCCGCAAGGAGCUUUCAAUUACGGAAAUGGCCUUUGACGUUGGAAAAUCGAACGAUAUUGAUGAAGAUCUCCAUAGCCGGCAGCUUGCUGUGUAUGGACGAGAGACGAUGCGGCGGCUUUUUGCGUCAAACAUUCUUGUAUCUGGAUUGCAAGGCCUCGGUGCUGAGAUCGCUAAGAACCUUAUUCUCGCGGGCGUGAAGUCUGUCACGUUGCAUGAUGAAGGAAAAGUGGAGUUAUGGGAUUUGUCUAGCAACUUUAUUUUCUCUGAGAAUGAUGUUGGUAAGAACAGGGCACUUUCUUCUAUUCAGAAACUACAAGAGCUCAACAAUGCAGUGGUUGUCUCAACCCUGACUACGAAAUUGACGAAAGAACAACUUUCUGAAUUCCAGGCUGUGGUUUUUACUGACAUAAGCUUGGAGAAUGCAGUUGAGUUCAAUGAAUACUGUCACAAUCAUCAACCUCCUAUUGCUUUCAUCAAGACUGAAGUUAGAGGCCUUUUUGGUAAUUGUUUUUGUGAUUUUGGACCAGAGUUUACUGUCUUCGACGUUGAUGGUGAGGAACCUCAUACGGGCAUUAUUGCAUCUAUCAGUAAUGAUAACCCUGCUCUUGUGUCAUGUGUGGAUGAUGAAAGGCUUGAGUUUCAGGAUGGGGAUCUUGUUGUGUUCUCAGAAGUACAUGGAAUGACAGAACUCAAUGAUGGAAAGCCGAGAAAGAUAAAGACUGCACGACCAUACUCUUUCAUCCUUGAUGAAGAUACCACGAGUUUCGGUAGAUAUGAGAAAGGUGGUAUCGUAACUCAGGUAAAACAGCCCAAGGUAUUGAACUUCAAGCUGCUGAGGGAUGCAAUUAAAGAUCCUGGAGAUUUUCUUCUUUGCGAUUUCUCUAAGUUUGACCGCCCACCUCUCUUGCAUUUGGCAUUCCAAUCGCUGGAUAAGUUUGUCUCUGAACUGGGGCACUUUCCAGUGGCUGGUUCUGAAGAGGAUGCGCAGAGGUUGAUAUCUAUUACCAGUAACCUGAAUGAUAGUUUGGGAGAUGCAAAACUCGAUGAUAUAAAUCCAAAACUUUUGCGACAUUUUGCCUUUGGUGCCCGAGCUGUACUGAAUCCUAUGGCAGCCAUGUUUGGUGGCAUUGUUGGGCAGGAGGUUGUUAAGGCGUGCUCAGGGAAGUUUCACCCCCUUUUCCAGUUCUUCUACUUUGACUCUGUGGAAUCACUUCCUGUGGAGCCAUUGGAUCCCAGCAACUUCAGACCGUUAAAUAGCCGUUAUGAUGCCCAGAUUUCAGUCUUUGGGUCUAAACUUCAGAAAAGACUAGAAGAUGCUAAAGUGUUUUUGGUUGGAUCUGGUGCACUGGGCUGCGAGUUUCUGAAGAAUUUAGCACUGAUGGGAGUUUCUUGUGGAAACCAAGGAAAACUAACAGUCACCGAUGAUGAUGUGAUUGAGAAGAGUAACCUUAGCCGACAGUUCCUCUUUCGAGAUUGGAACAUUGGGCAGGCCAAAUCCGUUGUUGCUGCUUCUGCUGCUUCUUCAAUCAAUCCUCAUCUCCGCAUUGAAGCUUUGCAGAAUCGUGUGGGUCCUGAAACAGAGAAUGUUUUUGAUGAUACCUUCUGGGAAAAUCUGAACGUUGUGAUUAAUGCCCUUGACAAUGUCAGUGCCAGGCUUUAUGUUGAUCAAAGAUGCCUGUAUUUCCAAAAGCCACUUCUUGAGUCUGGAACAUUAGGUGCCAAAUGUAACACUCAAAUGGUCAUUCCCCAUCUGACUGAGAAUUAUGGUGCCUCAAGAGAUCCUCCUGAGAAACAAGCACCAAUGUGUACCGUGCACUCUUUCCCACACAACAUUGAUCAUUGCUUGACAUGGGCCAGAUCAGAAUUUGAGGGCUUGCUUGAGAAAAUGCCUGCCGAAGUAAAUGCCUAUCUUUCUAAUCCCGCCGAAUAUACAUCUGCAAUGAGAAAUGCUGGUGAUGCUCAAGCCAGGGACAAUUUGGAACGUAUACUCGAGUGCCUUGACAGGGAAAGAUGUGAAUCGUUCCAAGAUUGUAUUGCAUGGGCUCGUCUAAAGUUCGAAGAUUAUUUUGCUAACAGGGUGAAACAGUUGACUUACACUUUCCCUGAAGAUGCUGUGACUAGUACUGGCGUACCAUUCUGGUCAGCCCCCAAGAGGUUCCCUCGCCCCCUGCAGUUUUCUACUGAUGAUCCCAGCCAUCUCCAUUUCCUUGUGGCUGCAUCUAUUCUACGCGCUCAGACAUUUGGCAUUCCUGUUCCUAAUUGGCCCCCUGAAAAAUUGGCUGAAACUCUUGAUAGAAUCGUGGUUCCUGAAUUUCAACCGAAGAAAGAUGCAAAAAUUGUUACUGAUGAGAGGGCUACCAGUCUUUCUGCUGCUUCUUUGGACGAUGCUGUGGUUAUCAAUGAGUUAAUAAUGAAGCUGGAGCAGGUUCGGCAGAAGUUAUCGCCAAACUUCAGGAUGAAACCAAUUCAAUUUGAAAAAGAUGAUGACACAAAUUACCACAUGGACCUGAUUGCUGGACUUGCUAACAUGAGGGCAAGAAAUUAUGGCAUUCCCGAAGUCGAUAAGUUAAAAGCCAAAUUCAUUGCUGGACGUAUUAUACCCGCAAUUGCAACUUCCACAGCGAUGUCUACCGGUUUGGUUUGCCUGGAACUUUACAAGGUCAUUAAUGGAGGGCACAAGUUAGAAGACUAUCGCAACACAUUUGCUAAUUUAGCUCUACCAUUAUUCUCUAUGGCCGAACCAGUUCCUCCUAAGACCAUCAAGUAUAAGGACAUGAGCUGGACUGUGUGGGACAGAUGGAUAAUCAAAGGUAACCCUACACUUGGGGAACUACUCAAAUGGCUCGAGGACAAGGGACUGAAUGCCUAUAGUAUUUCAUUUGGAAGUUGCUUGCUCUACAAUAGCAUGUUCCCAAGGCACAAAGAGCGAAUGGACAAGAAGAUAGUUGACCUUGCACGGGAAGUGGCAAAGGCUGAGCUGCCACCACACCGCCACCACUUGGAUAUAGUAGUAGCAUGUGAGGAUGAUGAAGAUAAUGAUAUCGACAUCCCUCAGAUAUCAGUAUACUUCAACUAGCUUUUCUCGAACAUUGACCUCAGGAUUUAGAAUUGUAGGACAAGCUCUUUAUAUGCCGCCUUCCUUACAUUUAGGUGCUCAGGCGAUGAUAUAUCUAUAACGUUCUAUUUUUCAUAACAGUUACAACACGGUGUAUAAAAUAAAUAUGACCAAUAUACCAAGUACCAGAAGUUUGAUAAUAACUAGCUAAGAGACUCGUGAAGGAUUGAACAGCGUUCGUUACUUCAUUUUCUACAUCGAUAUCUGUUUGCGGGAUUGAAUGGUA
Molecule: messenger RNA, 3751 nt
Organism: Olea europaea var. sylvestris
Lineage: Eukaryota; Viridiplantae; Streptophyta; Magnoliopsida; Lamiales; Oleaceae
Product: ubiquitin-activating enzyme E1 1
Exons: 7
Coding region: 211-3486 (1091 amino acids)
Biological process (GO): ubiquitin-dependent protein catabolic process; DNA damage response; protein ubiquitination
Cellular component (GO): cytoplasm; nucleus
Molecular function (GO): ubiquitin activating enzyme activity
Source: RefSeq, a predicted model, not a curated record